CGAUCCGCGACGUGUUUCAUGAAGCGUUAUCGGCUGAAGGAGCAGCGGUAGUAGCGGCGGCAGUAGCAGCGACAUGAGUCGUUGCUUGACGAUCCGCGUUAAAAGUCGCUCUAGUGAGCGAGCCGCGUGACAGCCGCGACGAGAUUGCGCCGAAGUUGCGGCGUGCCGACGACAACGACGACGACGACGACAACGGUGACGAUAAUGAGUGGCAAGACGUUACGUUCGCAAGGUCAAAUCUGCUGACGCACGGGUGUUAGUGAUAUCCUCGUGUGUAACCCAGUGAAUUCGUUCGAAUUCGCGAACAGUUCUUCGGCGUGUUCAUCGGAGGGCAAUAGGCCGGGCCUGUCGGUAGGAAAAUGGCGGCGUGCCUUCCGCGGCGGAGACGUCGCACUACGGCGAUGAAGUGUAUCUGAAGGAUCAUCGCUCACGCGGAAAAACCGCUCUCCGCGUCUCCGGAACCGCUCCUCAUCCCUCAAGCGACGAUCCCCCCAGUGUUAUUCGAUCGGUAGAAGAGGAAACGCGAGCUGGAGCGACGUUCGCUCCAAGCGAUGUAAGCGGAUGGCGUGUACAUUCGGAACACGACACACGCUCGCAGAAAGACGACGACGCACGGUGAGCACCGUAUGUGCGUGCAGCUGAAAAUCACGUUUGCUCUGAAAAGUGCUUUCACGCGAGCAUUCUUAUGCGAGUGAGCGCCGCGCAUCGACGGCAUCGGCAGCGGCACGGACAGCGGCAACAACCGCGGUGACAAGUAUCUUGUCGGCGGGGCGAUUCCUCGCCUCAUCCCCGCGGUCGCUGGAGGAUGAUACCGUGGUCGGUGACAGUGAUCGUCGCCGCCCGCGAGUCUCGCGCGCGACUUUGUCGCGAUCGGCGCUGAACCGCGGCGGCCAAGGUUGGUGGCCCUCAACGGAAAACCGCGAGGUCGAUUCCUCGCGGAUCCGCGACAGCGGACAGCGCGACCACCACGGCGGACCACCGACAGCUCCCGCGGAAGCUCAGGAAAGAUGAGAGGCGUCCGCGACGGCGGCAUGGCGAGUCUCCUCGCCCUGGCGCUCCUCUGUUUGUUCCACGCAUCGUGCGCCUCGGACGGCGGUGGAAAGCUGAAGUGCUACUGCGACAUUUGCACGAAUGACAAUUACACGUGCACAACUGAUGGUUACUGUUUUGCUAGUACAAGCCUUGAAAACAACGUUGUCACGCAUGCCAGAAGGUGUUACAAUAAGGCAAACUUCUUCCCGGACAACGAAUAUUCUGUCUGGUGCACUACGAACAGUACGCUACGCGGUCCAGAUGGCAUCGAAUUCGUGGUCGCCUGUUGCGAUCAUUCCGACUACUGCAAUCGCGAUCUAAGGCCUUCCUUUCCUACUCACGAGUCCAGAAGUCGGCCGUACUCUCGCUUCGCGAAUCACCUCGGAGGAGUGUCGUCGGGCGGUGACGAUGCGACGUGGGUCACCUGGAAAAUGGCCUUGACGAUAGCACUGCCAAUAUGUGCGAUCUGCGUGGUCGUUAUGGUCAUCUAUCACAUACACAUGACCAAAAAGAGGCCGGCCAGACACUUUCCGGACGACUCGCUGGAGGCUCCGGACCGACCAAUACUCGGCGGCGUCACUAUCAGGGACAUGUUGGAGAUGACUACGAGUGGCAGCGGCUCGGGCCUGCCACUUCUGGUACAGCGGAGCAUAGCGCGCCAGAUUCAGCUCGUCGAGACAAUCGGAAAGGGUCGCUUCGGUGAGGUUUGGCGCGGUCGUUGGCGCGGCGAAAACGUCGCCGUGAAGAUCUUCAGUUCGCGAGAGGAGAGGUCUUGGUUCCGGGAAGCCGAGAUUUAUCAGACGGUGAUGCUGAGGCAUGACAACAUCUUAGGUUUUAUCGCUGCCGAUAACAAAGAUAACGGCACGUGGACACAGCUAUGGCUGAUAACGGAUUAUCACGAGAAGGGUUCGCUCUUUGAUUACCUCAACAGAUCGACCGUUGACACAAACGGUAUGAUACGGAUGGCCUUGUCGAUCGCCACCGGCUUGGCGCAUCUUCAUAUGGAAAUAGUCGGUACGCAAGGCAAGCCGGCCAUCGCUCACCGGGACCUGAAGUCAAAAAAUAUUCUCGUCAAGACUAAUGGUACCUGCGCUAUAGGCGACCUCGGGUUGGCUGUUAGGCACGACGUAAUCACGGAUACCGUCGACAUACAGCUGAACAACAGAGUUGGCACGAAGCGAUACAUGGCGCCUGAGGUUCUUGAAGAGACGAUAAACAUGAACCACUUCGACUCGUUCAAGAGGGCCGACGUGUACGCUCUCGGCCUGAUCCUUUGGGAGAUUGCUAGGCGUUGUAACGUCGGUGGGAUUCAUGACGAGUAUCAGCUGCCCUUUUACGACUUGGUGCCUUCCGAUCCUACUAUCGAGGAAAUGCGGAAAGUCGUGUGCACCGACCGACAGCGGCCAUCGAUACCGAAUCGAUGGCAGUCGAUCGAAGCUCUGCAAGUGAUGUCGAAGGUAAUGAAGGAAUGUUGGUAUCACAACGCUGCCGCCAGGCUAACCGCUCUCAGGAUCAAGAAAUCGCUCGCUAAUUACGGCGCUAUGGAGGACCUGAAGUAGAUUAAGUUUUCGUUGGAGUUUUUUGGCGGAAGAGCAACAGAAAGCGAUUGGAAGGUAUGUGUGGAUGUUGACAUCCAAAAAUUCGACACGAUAGAGCUUCCGAUGGCGUGGAAAGAUACUCUCCGAGAGUUAUUCUGAGGAGUCGUGAAGAGUCUAAGAAAAAUUGCUUGAAGUUAUGGGGUUCCUUCAUGCGAGACUGGUCUCGACUUCCGAGUAGCUGAGUGCUGUAUGGUAGUUAAGUAUGGUUGAUAUUUCUGUACGGUAAGUCACGAGCAGAAAAAUAGAAGGGAUUUUUAAAAGCGUCGAUUGAUUCGGACGACCGAUAACGCGUGAACCGAUAAAAGAAAUAUGAUUUGCUUUAGUCCUGACGUAUCGCGGCUCGAUGAUCGGUCACUCGGGCGAACGGGUCGACAGGAAGUCGCGCAAUAUGCGUUCGGUUAAUCGAACGAUCGCUCGGUUAUGCGUCACACAUUUACACGCGUAAACACGUACACAUAUACACACACACACACAUACACGUACACAUACAUAUACACAUUGCUAUAUAUUUAUUAUGAUAAUAUUAAGGUAAUAAAGUAUACAAAUUUAUUACAUAGUAACGUUCAUUGAUUAAUACUAAUGAGUAACAGUACAUUUGUAUAUUAAUAUAUAUAUACACACGCGUAUAAUUAUAUAUCAUAUAUAUAUAUAUACAUAUAUAUGUCCGUUAUUGGAAUAAUUGAUUCGAUUAACCGAACCAUUCGGCCGAUUUUGCGAAUAAGUUACCUCAGUAAGACGAUCGACGCAUUCGCGCGAGUACAUCAAUUCGCCGGAAGUAACGGGGACAUCGAGAUUUUAAACGUAUCAGCUCAGCUCCGUUUGGACGAGUCGGUAGAUCAUACGCGAGAAAGGCCUCCAAUGUACGGAAUAAUAUUUUUCCAUCUGAAUUCCGAAAAUUCACCGCACAGAUUCGCUAUUUUACUGAUGCAUGUGCAGAGACUGGAAUCAUAUUGGGGAGCAUAAACCAUACACCGUGUUAUAAGAGAAAUGCAUAUCUUUUGGUUUCCCUUCCUCUUGAAAAGAGUGCCGAGUUCGUCGGUUAAAUUAUACAGGGUAGAUAAAAAAAAACCGGACAAUUGAUUAAUGGCUUAUCGGACAAAUUGAACGAGGCGUUAUUCUCAUUGAAAAUGAAAAGUCUUUUGCAAACGUUCAACAAAACUUUGAUCUCGAAUAUGAUAACACUUGAUUAAUGAGAAUGUCCCCUUUUCCCCCUGUGUGUGAGAUAUCGCGGAAUUUCGGCGCAUCGUCCGGUUUUGUCAACCCUAUACGUAUACUCUUAAUAGACGUAGUAGACACAUGUUCGAAUGUUUUGCUCAAGACGAAUACUUUUGCGUAAUGACACAAAAGACGAGCACGAUGCGCAAUGGUGCCGCAGAAAAGCAUGUUUUCUUUGAAAUGCAGGAAGGUUGAAAUUGAAAGAUGCUAAGCUCAAGUGCGCGUGUAUCAUAGCGUAAAAGGUGUACACCAGCGUAUGGAAAACGUGCAAAAAUGUGCCAGGAGCUGGACUACAACUGAUACGAAAAAGAGAGAAAGGAGCGAAAGGACAAAUUCGAUAAAAAGAGAAUCAUUGGAGAAUCUAUAUUUUCGGGAAUUUUUUCGUGUGAAAGAGAGAGAUAGGCACGAAAUACAGCGAAGAUGAGUAUCGAGAUUAAGUAUUUUUUAGACGAACGGAUGCAGUUGGGCAAGAAAGAACCAACUGAUGUAACAAACAUACUUGUAGAUAUUUUAAGCGACUUCUCGAAACGUCUCGAUUCGUCUCGAUUCAUUACUGUAUAAUUUUAAUAACGUAAUUUUUUAAUAAUAGAGCAGUUCGUAGACAAAUAUCUUUAUACGUACUUAGAUUUCAGAAAAUUAAUUAAAUUAUUAAUUCAAUUUCAAGUUGGUUCUUUCUAGCAUAAUCACAUUUAAGUGCUUUUGGGAUUAUUUCUAUCGAAUUGUGUUAAUGUGCGUGUUAUACAAUCAAUGUUAAAAAAAGCUGAAUGGUUUAUUUGCGGAAACGCAAAUUACUUUGUACAUUUUUAAAAAUGAAUAUUUCGAAAUAAUUUUGUUUCUAUAAAUCUGCACGCUGUAUUUCAGUGAGUUGAAAAGCAAUCGUAGUGCUCGAGAUAGGUAUAUAGAUUUGGUAUACCGCGAGAAUGCGAUGAGAGAAAGAGAGGAGAGUAUGCGUAUGGGAUGUUUCUUUGCGAAACAAGUUAUAAUUAUCGGCAAGGAACGGGAGAGACUGCUUCCUACUCUGUUUAUCGACGAAGACAAAAAAGGGAAUCUCCUCUUCUUUUGCGGAUAAUUGAUUACAUUGGUAAUAGUGUAUAGUGUAUACUUCCUUGAUGGAAUGAAAGGGAAAGACGAUUUAUUCGGAGUGAAAGAUAAUAAGCGUGAGCAAAGUCGCGUGAAGCAGAAUCCAAGAGAACAGAAACAUAAGAAUCUUCGUCAUCCAAUAGUCAACAUAAAAGUCUGCGAGAUUACAAUUAUUACUAUAUUAUAGACGGAGAAACGGAGGGUCCUUCGAAUACAUAAUCGUAUUUUUGUAUUGUUUUUUACCGAUGACGUCAGUUGAACGUCACACUAAUUUUCCUCUUCCGUUUUUACACGCUCGCAACCUUCCGAUCCAGUUGCAUAAUCAUCUGCGCGUUCUGUACCUAGUUUUUAAUACAAAGCAGUGCAGAUAAUUCUCGAUUUACGUAAUUAUUUAACGUAAACAAGUAAUAAUUUGUUUACGUUAGAUUAAUUGCGUAAAUUGAUAACGAGAGUUAAGAAUAAUCUGCACUGUAGUGACGCGAUAAUUAAUAACGUGAUAGAGAUGUAAGGACGAUCAACAGAAUAUUUCUCUAAAAAUUAAGUUCAUCACCAUUCAGGAAAUGCCUUUUCCUUUUUCCUAAGACAAGAUGAGAAAUACAAUGGAUCAUACGAUUCGAUUGUAGAGGAGUGACGUUACACGCUCGUCGCGGAUUGCAAUUUACCGAAAGACUGAGAAUCUAAUGUUCGACUAGUGGAUAAUGAAUAAUUAAGGUUAAAAUUAGACUUUUAUUUAUUCUCACUUUUUAAAAAUAGCUGUGACUCUAAGAGACUAGCAUCUACAAUAGUUUUAUUUAUGAAUUCGCUAACUUGAAGUUAGAAAUCGAUUUUCUUCCGAUUACUUUUAGUAGACGAAAUCGUGCAGCUGAUUCUUCGAUGUUCUUAAUCAUGAUUGAGAUUUUAGACAAAUCACAUUAUUGAGUUCUAAAUCUUUAUCUCUUUUUUUCAUUAUUGUUGUAACUUUAUCCUCUUUUUCGAAGACACAGUGUUUCUAUUGUCAAUUAUAAAAUUUAUAUUCAAAGAACUAAACCGACUUUCUGUAGCGAUUUUCUGUUUUCUAUCUUUCUGAUAAUAGAAGUAAGACUGAGCUGUCUUAAACAUAUUUAGAUAUUUUUUACAUUUUUGACUCUUUUUCCGUAGGAUGAAGUUUUGGUCAAUUUAUUCUUAUGAAAUUUUUAUCAUAAGCUUUAUUCUAGAUUUAGUUAACAGAGAUUCGGGAAUGUUUGUUCGGCUAUAAACCGAAAGUUACCAGCGACAUUACACACAUGUACCACGCGAGUCUGAAAGAAUUGUUCGCUUCGAAUGCGGAGCCUCGUUUUUUUUUUACUCGCUCCCACACAUUCCUGUUAUGACAUGUAGAUUAAUUUAUACGUAAAUAACGAUAGCCUACGCAUCGGUGACGCUUUGCAGUGAUGUUUUUAUAUACCUAUCUACUGUGCUCGAAAAUCUGUUGACGUAUCGCAAGUUAAACCGAUGUUUGCCCCGCAGCUGUUUCCAUACUGCUAGUACAACUCUUUGUGCCAAUAUCUGAUCGAAUGUUAACUAAAGCGCGAGAAACAGAUAAUAAUAAUAUACGUUGUGUAUUCCCACGAAUUGCCCCACUCGCGUUCAAACGAGGAAAAAUAUCUUCGACGUAGAUUCUCGCGAGCGUUACUAUACCAAUAUAACGAAUGUUUUGUGAAUAUUAAUAUCUCAGUCCUCAGGAUUAAGGACUGAAUAUCGCAAAAUGGAAUUAGAUCACUAGUUUCUUGUGAGAAUGGAUGUCUUUUAUUUUACACGUAUUUAAUUACAAAGGAUUCAAUGCAACGCAGAGAAAAUCAGAUAAACUCAGAUUAUACAUCAAUUUGAUAGAUUCAAAGUUUAAAUGCAGAAACGGAGAUAUUUUUCCUUCCUACACACUAAUGUUUACCGCAAAUAUAUUACAAAAGUAUUUGUAUAUCUGCAAUAGUUGACUUUAAUCGAUUGAUAUUUUUUUUAAUGAAAAAUUUUGUAAGAUCUCUAUUAAUAAGAAUAAAUAUAUAAAAUACUUGCCUUAAGAAAAUAUCAAUUGUUCAAAGUUAACAAUCAAGAGAGUACUUUUGUGGCAUACUAUAUAUUUCCGAGCGACGACGUCGACGUCACUCCUGAACUCAUUUUGAUAUCAGUCGCAUUAUCGAGGUUGCAACUGGAUCGGCGAAUCAUCGAACAGUCUGAUUCAUAUCCGACAAAUGCCGAACUGCCAAAUGAUAUUUCAUCCUCCGCACCCUUUUCCGCUCCUUACCGUUUAAGCCCUCUCCCCCUCCCAACCCCCUCACACACUUGUACAAAAGAGUAACAAUAAAUUAGAAGAGAACGUUGCACACGCGGCAUUUACGCCUGCAUCGAUUCCGCUAGAGAGACGAAACUUGUACCUUUAAGGCGAUUUACCGUCUAUUUUGCUUUAGAUGAUACCAGUGUUUAUAACAAUUACCGGUCGGAAGGAGAAGCUUGUUGUCGAGGAAAGUCGCAUUGUUCUGAUAUUUUUUAUUUUAUAUGUAUUUUAUUUGCGUAUUACAUAUAUGAAAUUAGGAAAUUAUGUACUAAAUGUAUAUUAGAUUUUUUAUUUUCUGAUAAAAAAAAAGGAGGAUUGUGAAGUUGCAAACUAACAUCUGUAUUCGUAAAAUUUGACUUUACAAACGUUUAGUCUGAAAUCAAAUCUAAAAGUUUAAUUUAAAGGUUAAUAUAAUUCGUUGCUGCAUUUUAUUGUUAAGUGUUUGUAUACAAUUGAUUUAUUGUGCCACACGUGAAAGAAAUUUUCUCUUUUUUUAUUGAUUAAAAAUUGACAGAAAUACGCUGAUUUUGAUAGAAAAAUUAUAUGAUGUGCGUCUGACGAGAAGUUGAAUGUUUUAACUCUGAAAAGUGAUCAUUUGUGUCUAACGAUUUAAUCAGAACAAGGCGAUUUUUUAUUUGAUGACAUCAUGCAUUAUAUUAUACAAAUAAGUUAAUUAGCGAUCGCUGAAGGUUCAUAGACCAAAAAUAUUUUUCAUUUAUUUGGAAUGUUUAAAGGAGAGAAAUGUCGGGAAUUUUGAAUGACUACGAAACCUCCGAACAAAGAGCUCUUAUUCUAUUUAUUCUCCUUUAUCUUAUCAAGUGUUUUUUUAAUAAUAAUUAGAAUAUUUUGUUUGUAGUUAGUCUUUUUUAUUCUAUCAUUUUGUGUUGUUUGUUCUUUUGUAGUGUUGUUUAUAUUUAAAAAAAAUCAGCUCUUGCAAGUGUGUUGAAUGUAUUACAUAGAGUUUCGAAUAUUUAUUUAAUCACAAAAAGGUAUGUUUACGGCAAGAUUCUAAAUUAUACAAAUUUAUUAUAAUUUUACUAAUUUAUUCUAUGUUUGGAAUUUUCUAAAUUUUCUACACUUAUUUUAUUUUGUUAUUUAACGCAAGCGCAAAAAUUAUGGUAAAAAAGGAAUAAGAAAUUCGAAAUUAUGUUGCUGGUAAACAUGAUUAGCUCUUUGUUUCUUUUUAAGUAUGUUAUUAUUUUAGAAAUAUCUAGUAUAUAAUACUAUUGUAAUAUUAUUGUCAAUGAUAAGUUCAUUGAUUCGUCAUUGCUACACCAUCAUUUCUAUUCUCUGUGUUUCUCAUUUCAUUGUAUAAUACUCUGUAUAUAAUGGUGUAAAUGUUCAUCAACAACUUACAUAUGAAUAGGGCGAGCACUUGUAAUUUUCGUAACAAUGGGUGAGUUGGUGAAUGGUAUCGUUUUUUCUUUGAUUACUCGUAACGGGCAUAUCGAGUCUCUUCUAUCUUUACAUCUACCCUCAAAUAUAUUGCGAUAAAUACAGUUGUGUUACAGAAGGUUGCUGCUGUUAAAGAUUUAUCUCAAAAUGAAAGAAAUUUGCGAGAUAUUAUCGGGUCCUAACAAUAAGGAUAAAGGAAUAAUAAGUCCGAGAGUUUCAACGUUGAUACAAAGUGAGGUUUAUGGUGGAAUAAAAUCUAUAUCAAGGGUUGUUUGAAAUAUCGAAUAUUGCCGAAUGCAUUAAUUAUAUUUAAAAGUAAAAUACAUUAAGCCGCAAAUUUAUUACUGUAUGUCGAAAAUGAAAAGCAACAGCUCUUUUUAUGGCUCACAUUUUGCUAGAAAGAUUUUUGAUUUGAAACAUAUUUGAAAGACUGAAGUGCUUAUAUUUUCUCGAAGUGAAACGAUCUAUAGUGUUAUAAUAGAGGCCACACACGAGUAUGCGAGAACAUCGACGAUCACAUAAGUUACCGUUUUCUAUAAUCAUCGCAAUAUUAUAUAUCUCUCGUCUCUCGUAACUCGAAUACAGCAAUCGGUUUUAUCGAGAUUGUUCUGUGUUUAUUCGUUAAUCAUAGAUAAAUAGUACGUCAAUCUACGAUCCUUUAUAAUACGCUCAUUUUUUAUUAGAAUCGAAUUUUCUACGAUUUAUAAAACAGAAACCGGUGACUUGUUUAAUCAACCAUUAAUUACUGCCGCUGUAUAAAGCGUGCCUGGCGGUGUGGAUGGAUCUUUAUACUGUUAAUAGAUAUACGUACCUAAUGUUAUUAAUUAUUAUUAAUUCUUGAUUUGUAAUUGGGAACGCGAGAUUGUUGGAGCCCAACGUAUGAGAAUAGGAAUAGUGUUUUAUCAUUGUGUGUUAUGUAUCAAUUGUUAUAAUCAUUCAGCAAGAAAAAUUUGACAAAGUAAAUGAGGGACUUGCAGGUGCAUGAUUACAAAUGAGAUUCUCAUACGUUUUGGGCUUCACGAAUCUCGCUUUUAAACGGAUCCUACUAAUAAACGCCAUAGUGGUCCGAAAAAUAAUUAGCUCGAAUAAAUUAAAUUUACUUUAAUGUA
Linepithema humile (Argentine ant) is the source of this 9716-nucleotide messenger RNA. RefSeq names its product TGF-beta receptor type-1 babo (gene babo). The record is from RefSeq and is a predicted model, not a curated record. Gene Ontology annotation, molecular function: activin receptor activity, type I; activin binding; ATP binding. Lineage: Eukaryota; Metazoa; Arthropoda; Insecta; Hymenoptera; Formicidae. Gene Ontology annotation, cellular component: plasma membrane; activin receptor complex. Gene Ontology annotation, biological process: activin receptor signaling pathway; nervous system development; protein phosphorylation.